Messenger RNA from Clarias gariepinus (North African catfish), 1337 nucleotides. RefSeq names its product KRR1 small subunit processome component homolog (gene krr1). Gene Ontology annotation, cellular component: small-subunit processome; nucleolus. The record is from RefSeq and is a predicted model, not a curated record. Gene Ontology annotation, molecular function: RNA binding. The transcript is spliced from 10 exons. Lineage: Eukaryota; Metazoa; Chordata; Actinopteri; Siluriformes; Clariidae. Bases 34 to 1161 code for a protein of 375 amino acids.
UCAGUGACGUCACAUCCUGCUGUAGACUGAAGAAUGGCGUCCCCCAGGUCAGGAGGUGUGAGUGAGCGCGCGACGGAGAGGAAGAGCAACACAGAUGAGGGUGAUUUGCUGACGGUGCCAGACGGGUGGGCGGAGCCUGCGUUCACCAGACAGGAUAACCCUCGGGGGCUGCUGGAGGAGAGCAGCUUCGCCACGCUGUUCCCCAAAUACAGAGAGAGCUACCUGAGAGAGUGCUGGCCUCUCGUUCAGAAAGCACUCGCGGACAUCUUCAUCAACGCCUCUCUGGACCUGAUUGAAGGAAGCAUCACGGUCAGCACCACGAAGAGAACCUUCGACCCCUACGCCAUCCUGCGAGCGCGAGACCUGGUUAAACUGCUGGCGCGCAGCGUUCCCUUCGAGCAGGCGGUGCGGAUCCUGCAGGACGACGUGGCGUGUGAUAUUAUAAAGAUCGGGACGACGGUGCGGAACAGAGAGCGCUUUGUGAAGCGCAGACAGAGACUCAUUGGGCCGCGAGGGUCCACACUGAAGGCUCUGGAGCUGCUUACAAACUGUUACGUGAUGGUCCAGGGGAACACUGUGUCUGCACUUGGACCUUACAGCGGGUUAAAGGAGGUGCGUAAGGUGGUGUUGGACACGAUGAAGAACAUUCACCCCAUCUACAACAUAAAGACGCUGAUGAUAAAGCGUGAGCUAGCGAGCGACCCGGAGCUCCGCAAACAGAGCUGGGAGCGCUUCCUCCCCAAGUUCAAACAAAAACACCUGAACAAACGGCAACAACCAACGAAGAAGAAGGUCAAGAAGGAGUACACGCCAUUCCCUCCACCUCAACCCGAGAGCAAGGUCGACCAAGAACUCGCUACUGGAGAGUUUUUCUUGCGCGAGAGAGAAAAGAGAAGGAGGAAGUUGACUGAGAUCAAGGUGAAACAGGCCGAGGCUCUGAGCAGGAAACAGGAAGAGAGAAAAAGAGCGUUCAUUCCUCCGAAAGAAAAGAAAAUCAUCAAAAAGAGCAACAAAGCUCCAGUAAAAAACACACUCGACCUGGAGGCGAUUAAAGAGAAAGUGAAGAAAGCCAAGAAUAAGAAACUGGGAGCUCCUCCAGUGAACCCCACCACGGCGCCCUCUACAGGCCCCAACAACAAGAAAAAGACGAAGAAAAGCUAACCAGAUCUGUACAUGUACAUGGACCCUGUGUGUGUGUGUGUGUGUGUGUGUGUGUGUGUGUGUGUGUGUGUGUGUUAUAACAAUUCAGGAAUAAAGACAGAGAUGAGAAUGAGGGAGUGAACAUGUGAUUUGAAUCUGAUUGUGGUAUUCUUAGGAUUAUUACGGUAUUCUUGUGA